CGCGAUUUUUUCUCGUGAAUCAAACAGAGCCUCGGAAGCAAGCCCUUUUUUUUUUCGUCGGAGAUGCUGCUGAUGCGAUAUUGUUCACAUAGGUUUCCCAUUCCUUGUGAGAAGAGGCUCACAAAUUUCAGUCGGAGAUCCUGGUUGGCCGCUGCUCGUGGGAAUCUCAGUUGUUCCUUCGCACAAAAUGGAAAUAUGGAUGUUUCUCUCUCCAAUAAUUCUACUUUUUCAGGGAUGGAGGAUGUUUUAAUGGGCUAUAUUUUUGGCAAGGAGAAGGCAACCAAAGUUGCACACUUGGUAUGGAAGCAUGUUGUCCAAAAAGGAGAUACAGUUGUUGAUGCCACUUGUGGCAAUGGGUAUGAUACCUUGGCAAUGCUCAAAAUGGUUGCUGAUGGGUCAGGUAGAGGUUGUGUUUAUGGAAUGGACAUUCAAAAAGAUGCUUUAGAGAAUACUUCUUCAUUGCUCAAUGAAUCGGUCAAUCCAAUUGAGAAAGAACUUGUUAAGCUCUUCACCAUUUGUCACAGUAGAAUGGAGGAAGUUGUUCCAAAGAGUACCACAUUAAGGCUUGUUGCAUUCAACUUGGGCUACCUUCCUGGUGGUGACAAAGAAGUAACUACAACAUCAGCAACAACCAUCUUAGCAUUGCAAACUGCAACAAGAAUAUUAGCAUCUGGAGGGCUUAUCAGCCUGGUUGUUUAUGUGGGGCAUCCAGGAGGAAGGGAUGAACUUGAGACCAUCCAAGCUUUUGCCUCUGAACUGUCAGUCGAGGAUUGGGUUUGCAGUGAAUUCCAAAUGCUAAACCGACCAUUGGCCCCGGUACUCAUUUUCUUAUUCAAGAGAUGAAGUUGAAUAAGUAGAUGAAGUUUGCGUUAAGUCUUCCAGUGUAACAACCCUGAUUUUGGAAUUUUUUUCUUUAAUUUUUUGAGACAGCAUCAGUUGCUUCUUUAAUUUUCUGAAUAAUUGAAACACCAUAAUGUUUCUCUAACCCUUUCCUUAAUUUCUUUAAUUGUAUGUUCCUUGUGCUA
Vitis riparia (riverbank grape) is the source of this 1025-nucleotide messenger RNA. RefSeq names its product putative rRNA methylase YtqB. NCBI's taxonomy places the organism in Eukaryota, Viridiplantae, Streptophyta, Magnoliopsida, Vitales, Vitaceae. Bases 64 to 843 code for a protein of 259 amino acids. The transcript is spliced from 6 exons. The record is from RefSeq and is a predicted model, not a curated record.